Messenger RNA from Peronospora belbahrii, 771 nucleotides. The record is from the annotation of a GenBank genome assembly. NCBI's taxonomy places the organism in Eukaryota, Oomycota, Peronosporomycetes, Peronosporales, Peronosporaceae.
AUGAGUUCUACCCACGAUGCUGCAGAGACGCAAAAGGCACUCGGAAACGAGGAAUUCAACCAGAAAAACUUUGACAAAGCAGUCGAGUGCUACUCAGAGGCGAUUACUUUAGAUCCGGACAAUUACGUUUACUACUCAAAUCGAAGUGCAGCAUACGGAGCUCUAGGCAAAUGGGAAUUAGCCGAGCAAGACGCACAGGAGUGUGUUAAACGUAAUGUCAAGUUUGCCAAGGGUUAUUACCGUCUUGCUAAUGCCCAGCAGCAAUUGGGACGCAAGAAAGAGGCCAUUGAGACGCUGGAGACAGCGCAAAACUCAGCUGCAGACCCAGAGAAGGUGCCAGGGAUCAAGAAGCUGCUACGGCAGCUCAAACAAGAAUUGGCACACAAGAGCCCAGCGUCAAGUCAAGGUGGAGGACGCCAAGUGCCUACGCACAUUGCCAAGGAGUUGCAGGAGCUGCAGCCACAGUUUCAAAAGACCCAGCGCGAGUUAGAACAGGUCGAGGCAAAGCUGACGGCCUUUACGCGGCAGAAGAAACGUCUGGCACUUGUUGAGCGGGAGGUGCUUGACUUGCCUAAAAGUACCAAUACGUACCAAAGCAUUGGCAAAAUGUUCCUACAAACGAACCGUGAGGAAAAUGUCGCGAGCAUGAAAAGCGAAGAAGAGCGAGUGGACAAACAAAGGAUGUCGCUUGAGGCCCGCAAGAAUUAUUUGAACCGUCAAAAGCAGUUGGUGCAGGACAAUAUUACCGAGCUCUUGGCUCAGUGCACGUAA